Molecule: messenger RNA, 2573 nt
Organism: Coregonus clupeaformis (lake whitefish)
Lineage: Eukaryota; Metazoa; Chordata; Actinopteri; Salmoniformes; Salmonidae
Product: histone acetyltransferase KAT7-like
Exons: 14
Coding region: 181-1857 (558 amino acids)
Biological process (GO): regulation of DNA-templated transcription
Cellular component (GO): nucleus
Molecular function (GO): zinc ion binding; histone acetyltransferase activity
Source: RefSeq, a predicted model, not a curated record
CGGAAAUGUGUUGUACCGAAAAUGUGGCGCGAGACAUAGCCAAUGUUGUGUGUACAUACAAAUGUUUGAAGUAAAAACCUAAUCUAAAACAGUUCCAGCCACUGCAUUGAUUAUACAUUUGGGGAACUGCGUUGCUUUAUGAGACGGACGGCAUAGGAACCGACGUUCCUCAAGGCAAAUAUGCCCCGUAGACGACAGAGUGUGCAUUUGGGGAGUGGCUCUGAUGGGACUGAAGAUUCAGACUCUUCUGCUGAGAGAGAACAGACGAACAGCUCAGAGAGUGAUGGAAACAUGCCCAAGAGAACACGCCUCACAAGAGCAUCUCUACGCCUCAGCCAAAGCUCACAAGACACACCAGAUGUGAAGCGAGUCGGCGACCAUGAUGAGUCUCCGCCGUUGACGCCCACAGGCAACGCCCCAUCAUCUGAGUCCGAGCUGGACAUCUCCAGCCCCAACGCCUCCCACGACGAAAACGUGGCCAAGGACCCCGCCCUCAGAGACUCAGACAAGGACCUCUCCCACCGGCCCAAGCGCCGCCGCUGCCACGAGACCUACAAUUUUAACAUGAAGUGUCCCACGCCAGGAUGCAACUCACUGGGACAUCUAACAGGGAAACAUGAACGCCAUUUUGCGGUUUCAGGAUGCCCUCUUUACCAUAACCUCUCUGCUGACGAAUGCAAGGUGAAAGCAACUACUCGCGAGAAACACGAAGAAGAAACAAAGGUGCAGGAGGAAAGCAACAGACACGCCACACGACAUCAGACACCCACAUCAAAACAGACAAGAUACAAAGAGCAGGUGACAGAGAUGAGGAAGGGGAGGAACUCUGGGCUACCCAAGGAGCAGAAGGAGAAAUACACGGAGCAUCGACAGAGCCACGGCAACACCAGAGAACCUCUUCUGGAGAACAUCACUAGUGACUAUGACCUGGAGCUUUUCAGAAAAGCCCAGGCACGCGCAUCUGAAGAUCUGAAAACGCCACAGGAGAAGCUGCGGAUCCAGGGCCAGAUCACAGAGGGCAGCAACAUGAUCAAGACCAUCCUUUUUGGCCGCUACGAGCUGGACACGUGGUACCACUCACCCUACCCUGAGGAGUACGCCCGCCUGGGACGUCUCUACGUCUGCGAGUUCUGCCUCAAGUACAUGAAGAGCCAGACCAUUCUGAGACGACACAUGGCCAAGUGUGUGUGGAAGCAUCCACCAGGAGAUGAGGUCUACAGAAAGGGAGCCAUAUCUGUCUUUGAGGUGGACGGCAAGAAGAACAAGAUCUACUGCCAGAACCUGUGUCUACUCGCCAAGCUCUUCCUGGAUCACAAGACGCUGUACUACGACGUGGAACCCUUUCUGUUCUACGUUAUGACUGAGGCAGACAACACAGGCUGCCAUCUUGUGGGAUACUUCUCUAAGGAGAAGAACUCUUUCCUCAACUACAACGUCUCCUGCAUCCUGACAAUGCCCCAAUACAUGAGGCAGGGCUUUGGGAAGAUGCUGAUUGACUUCAGUUACCUGCUGUCCAAGGUGGAGGAGAAGGUGGGCUCCCCAGAGAGGCCCCUCUCGGACCUGGGCCUCAUCAGCUACCGUAGCUACUGGAAAGAAGUGCUGCUGCGUUACAUGUACAACUUCCAGGGCAAGGAGAUCUCCAUCAAAGAGAUCAGCCAGGAGACAGCUGUGAACCCAGUGGACAUUGUCAGCACCCUGCAGUCCCUGCAGAUGCUUAAGUACUGGAAGGGAAAGCACCUCGUCUUGAAGAGACAGGACCUGAUCGAUGAGUGGAAAGCCAAGGAGACGAAAAGAGGCAGCAACAACAAAACCAUCGACCCCAGCUCGCUAAAAUGGACGCCGCCCAAAGGGACAUAGACUAUAGGCUCACAAGUGAGCCACUUAAUAAACUCUACUUUCUUCUACCACACCUUCCGGGAUAGGAGUCCUAUCAAUACCACAAUGUUCUUCUAUCCUUAAACCCACCCAGUAGCUGCCCCUUACUUGGUUUUUUUUGUCUGGAGGAACUCUCUUCCCCUGUUUUACAUUUCGACUUGUAUUUAUAUUUUAGUAAUGUGUCACCAUUCAAUCGAUUCUUGGCUGAAAUAUUGUUAAACAAUGAAGGUUACAGAAUUUGAGUUGGUGACUUGUUUUAAAAGAUCCACUUAAAGAUGAGCUAUGAAUGUAGUUACAUCUCGUCUGAGCUCUGACACUAGUGGAUCACAUGAUGAGUGUUUUGCUUCUUUGUCCACAAAAAGAAAGACACACCUCUGACAUGCUGCAGCAUUCCUGGCUAUUUUAUUUCAUUCAACACAGUUGCGGUUGUUUGCAGAGACAAGUACAUUUUUGGGGAUAGAAUAUACAAUCAUCAGCAUGAACUUUGAUACCUUAGACAUUUUCUUCUUACAAGUAUGAGAUACUGUUUCGUUUUGUAUGGUAGUCAUUUUUGAGUCGAUAUCAAAAUUGUAUAGGUCAUGAAAACAAAUAUUUUUUUCUAGCUUUAGUAAUACUGGAGUUGGUCCCAUUCCUUUUGUGAAUCUGCCAAAUGAAGAAAUAAAAAUAUGACAUACCAGUUAAAAUGUUUGGUUUGCAUU